Malassezia japonica is the source of this 2202-nucleotide messenger RNA. RefSeq names its product pH-response regulator protein palA/rim20 (gene RIM20). Bases 1 to 2202 code for a protein of 733 amino acids. The record is from RefSeq and is a predicted model, not a curated record. Gene Ontology annotation, biological process: multivesicular body sorting pathway. Lineage: Eukaryota; Fungi; Basidiomycota; Malasseziomycetes; Malasseziales; Malasseziaceae. Gene Ontology annotation, molecular function: protein binding. The transcript has 2 exons. Gene Ontology annotation, cellular component: endosome.
AUGGCCAACGUCCUUGGCAUCGGCGCGCCGCGCUCGGCGCAUGUGCCGCUGCGCGAUGGGAUGCUUGCGUACUUGCGCGAAGCAUACCCCGAUAUCCACGCUGAUCUCUUUGAGCAGGACAUUGAGGCGUGGGAGAGCGCGCGCGACGCGUGCCUCGCGCUGCCCGUAGCCGCCUCGAGCAUCGCUUCUUGGAGUCGGUACGCGACGCAGCUCGCGUUCAUGCUCAGCGUGCUCGACCGCAACGCCGGCGCAAAAGACGCCGAGCAUACCGCGCUGGGCGUCGCCUUUCCGUGGGCCUCGGGCGUCGAAGGCGGCAGGGCCGUCGCGUACACCUCGCUGGCGGUGGAGCGCGCGUGUGUCGUGCAGAGCAUCGCGGCGCAGUACGCGCUCCUGGGCUGCGGCGAAUCACGGAACGAUAAGGAGAGUAUCAAGCGCGCGACCGCCUACUUUCAGCAGGCCGCCGGCGUCUUGGCGCUGCUCGAGACGCUCGCGGGCGCCGACGUGCAGCAGGCGCAGCCGCCGGUCGAGCUUACGACCGGCGCGGUGCGCGCGCUGCGCUAUCUGAUGCUCGCACAAGCCCAAGAGUGUUUCUGGCAGAAAGCUGCACAAGACGGGCUCAAGGACACGACGAUCGCCAAGCUCGCCAAAUCGGUGUCGGACCUGUACGAAUCGAGCGCAGGGGCGGCGAAUGCAUCGGCUCUCCCAGCGGGCUGGAAGAACCAUAUUUUGUUUAAGCACUAUCACUUUGCGGCUGCUGCGCAGUACCGCAAGAGCAACGACGACCUCGCAGAGAAGCGCUACGGCGACGAGCUCGGGCGCCUGUUGCUCGCCGCGUCGUACGUCCGCCGUGCGCUCGCACUGCCGACGCGCACGCUUCCGCUUCCGGCGCUCGCCGAGGAUUUGCAGGGCCUCCAGGCGAUUGUCGAUACGAAUCUCGCACGCGCCGAGCGCGACAACCAGCUCAUCUACCUCGAGCCGACCACGAGCGAGGCCAACCUGCCUUUGAUCGGCGCGGCGCUCAUGGCAAAAGAGGCGCCGUCAGACCUCCAGGCGCCGCUCGCGUCGAUUGGCCGGCCCGAGCACGAGCUGUGGUUCUACCGGCUGAUUACCUACGGCAUCGACGUCGCGGAGCGGCUGUACGCCGACCGCAAGCGGCACUUUAUUGCGUCGACCAUCGAGCCGAUUCUCGUCCGCCUCGACACGAGCGCCGCCGAGACGCGCAGCGCGCUCGACCUGCCCGGCCUGCUCGACCGCAUCGAGUCGCCGCGGCGCAUGCCCGCGGCGUGGGCGACGUACACCUCGACCCUGCAAAAGACAGGGGGCUACGCGGCGCUCACACGCAAGAGCGAGAGCGUGCAGCACACCGCGGCGUUGUGCCACGACCUCGUCGCGGAAGUCGACGGGAUCCUCGGGCGCGCCCGGCCCAAUCUCCCAGAAGCGAGUGUCGUGCGGCAGCACGAGCUCCAGACGCUCUGGCGGCAGUACCGGCGCACGCUCAGCGAGGCGGCAUCCAGCGACGCGACCGUGCGCGAAAAAAUGGCGUCGGUGCGGCCGGCGCUCGACGCGCUGCAGCGCGGCGGCGCGGCGCUCGCCGAUCUGCUUACGCCGCAGUCGGCGGCACUCGAGCGUGCGCGCCGCGACCUUGCGCCCGAGCUGCGGGCGCUGCGUGCGAACCUCGAGCAGGUCGACGACGGUGCGGCGCAGCGGCGCACGCUCCUGCUGCAGCUUCGCACUGCCUGCGACAGCGACGCGAUCCGCACGCGCCUCGUCGACGCGGCGCGCGAGCGGCACCUCGGCGAUGUCGCACAGACCCACACGGUGGACCCCGCGGCGCUCCAAGACGUGCUAGAGGCCGGCAUGGACAAGUACACGCCGUACCACGCGCGUGCCGACGCGCUUGCGGCCGAGCAGGCAGCGCAGCUCCGCGGCCUGCGCGAAAAGACGGAGCGGCUCUUGACCCACGGCGCGCUCGCCGCGGCGCUCGACGCGCAGGACGCGGCGCAUGCGCGCGUCGACGACGCAUACGACGAGUACGCAACGUUGCUCCAGCACCUCGACGAAGGCGCGGGGUUCUACGAGCGCCUCUUUGGCCUCCUGCGCACCUUUCGCGCCGAAGUCCACGACUGGCUCGAAGGCGUCAGCGGCCGUGCGCCGCAGUGGGGCGCAUUUCCGGGGGGCGACAUUCAGUUUCGUGACACAUAG